AUGUCGGCCGCCACCCCCAUCCCGCUGUCCAUCCAGAAGCAACCCCAGUCGAGAUACCCUACCGACCCGUCUGGUGACACUUCGCCUACCGACGGUUCCCGUACUGCCUCCCCUCAUUCGUCCGCCUGCUCUUCCUCCCAGAACUCGCGGUCCAGCAGCCGUCGUCGGGAGUCCUUCGGCUCCAUCAAGGAGGACGUGGAUGGCAUUGCACAAUCCUUCGUUGAUACCCAUUUGGAUCAGGACCAGUCUCCCCAGGAACCCCCCAAACGCAACCCUCUCGAGAUGCAGCCCGACUUCUGUUGCCCAUGUGGCGGCUUUCUAGGCUGGAAGCAGAUCCGGCUGGGCGGCAAGAGUCUGAGUCGAAGCUACAGCGAUCUCCGCGGUCUAGGCAACAUGCAGGCACGCGGCUGGGCCUGGGAUUCGACGCCACCGGUGGUCUCCCCACCGAGCAAGCCGUUGCCGGUCGAGGAGAAGCAACUGCAGGUGCAGGUGCAGGUGCAGGAAGAACCGCAAGAGGUGGAAGUGGAGCAGAAGCCGGCUGCUGGCACAUCUGCCCUGGAAAGACUUCCCCCGGAGGUUCUUGAUUAUUUGAUUUCCAUGCUCGCACUCGAUGUCCCCCCUAACGGAUAUACUCCUCGGAAUGUCGACCUGAUUUCGUGCCUGCUGACCUCCAAGACAUUGCACGCGGCCACCCUGAGUGUGUUGUACCGGAACAUGACCUUUCCCCACUCCAUCAUCUUCUCCAAAGCGCUCAACCACAUCGCUCGCUAUCCUGCCUUGGGCACCUUGGUGCGCCGUCUGGACUUUUCGCACUUUACCUCGGUUGGACUGGGACGCACCAAGCAGAUGAACGCGGAAAUUCAGAAUCUCACCUCCAAGACCCUCCUGCAGUGCUUGGAGCUGCUGCCCAACCUGAAGGAAUGCUUGCUCCAGGAGCAUGUCGAGGGCGAUAUCAGCUUGGAGGUCCUUCAGAAGUUGUUCACCGGGCUUCCGAACCUGUUUGCGGUCGACUUUUGCGGUUGCUCUUCGCAGUCCUUCUCCAGCCUCUUCCUGGAGUCUCUGAUUUCCGGCCCCCCUGGUCUUCCGCUGACCCUGCCGAACUUGCGACGUGUGUCGCUUCACGAGUGCAGCAGUCUGCCUGCGGCGGCUUUUGAGAUUCUUCUGCCUCGUCUGGUCAACCUUACCCACCUCGAUGUUACCCACACGCAGAUCAGCGAGGACGCUCUGUUUUCUAUUCCCGAGUCCGCCAAGAUCACUCACCUGAGUUUGUCCCGGUGCAGCCGUCUGCGGGGCUCCCGGGUGGUCGAGUUUCUGUCCACUCAUCCCGCCGUUCGGGACUCGCUGGUGUUCCUGAACUUGUUGACGGAUCCCACCCGGUCGCGGCUCCUGGAGGAGGAGAAUGUGGAGGCGCUUCUUCCCAACCUGCCCACCACGCUUCGCUCUCUGAACCUUGGCGGGGCCAAGGUCACUUCGGCCCACACCAAAGCCUUGCUCCCUCUGACGAAGCACCUGGAAGAGCUGGGCUUGAGUUCCUGCGAGCUCACUGGUCAGGAUCUCAACACGUUCUUUGUCCCGCCCCGACCGGUGGACGGGGAGUCAAUCUCCGAGCCGUGGGUCCCGUCCACGCUCUGCUAUCUGGACCUGAACAAGGCCAACCAACUGACGAUCGGCACCAUCUUCAACCCGAACUCGUGCGUGAUUCUGACUCCCCAGAGCUACCCGCUGCAGGUCAUCGAGUUCAGCGACAAGCUGAUCGCUCCGCUGCGGGAACGGUCUCGGAACGCGCGCACCUCGCCCGGCUGGGCGGUGCGGGAGCUGGGCCGUCGGGGCUGGUACGUGCGGGAGAAAUCCUCGAUGCCCGAGGUGACCCCCGAUGAUGGCGCGCGGUCCUGGAAGAUGGGCGCGCGCUGGUGGGGCAUGCGCAAGAUCCCGGUGGCUGUGGGCGACGUGGGCGGUCUGUACGGCCACUACAUGUUCAAGAAGUGA
Molecule: messenger RNA, 1986 nt
Organism: Aspergillus ibericus CBS 121593
Lineage: Eukaryota; Fungi; Ascomycota; Eurotiomycetes; Eurotiales; Aspergillaceae
Product: Leucine Rich Repeat domain protein
Exons: 3
Coding region: 1-1986 (661 amino acids)
Source: RefSeq, a predicted model, not a curated record